Molecule: messenger RNA, 2700 nt
Organism: Melozone crissalis (California towhee)
Lineage: Eukaryota; Metazoa; Chordata; Aves; Passeriformes; Passerellidae
Product: syntaxin-binding protein 4-like
Exons: 21
Coding region: 1-2121 (706 amino acids)
Molecular function (GO): protein binding
Source: RefSeq, a predicted model, not a curated record
AUGGGACCGUACGGGAUGGACCGAGCCGUGCACUGCUUCGACUUCUACGAGUGUGCAAACGGGCUGGGCAUCAAGGUCAUCGGUGGCAUCAAGGAGCUCACUGGAGAAGAAUAUGGAGUUUAUGUCAAGAGGAUCCUUCCAGGGGGUGUUGCUUAUGCAGAUGGCCGCCUGCAGCCAGGGGACCAGAUCCUGGAGGUCAAUGGAGAGUCCCUAAUUGGGGUUACCAGUGAAAGGGCCGUGGACAUCCUGAGGACAGCGUCGGCCACCAGCCACAUGCGGCUCCUGAUCGCCCGCGAUGACGACGCCAGGAGAGAGUUCUCUGAGCUGCUGGAGAAGUUUGGCUCCCAGAGCAACACAGGCUCGGCGCGGAGCUCGCCGGUCCUGCACGGCGGCAGUCGGUACCUGGAGAGCACCUCAUCGGGCUCGUCGUCGCGCUCGCAGAGCCCGCUGCUGCUGAGCCCGGCCACCUCGCACGGCCCCUUCCUGGGCAGCCUGGCGCACGCUCCUCACGCACACUACUCCAUUGACUCAGGAAUCCAGAGCAUCUCUGUAGCAAACUCCUCUGGCUUGGGGCUGACAAUCAGUGGUGGAUCCAACAGGCCUGACGGGCCCAUGAUUUAUGUCCAAGAGCUUUUGCCAGAUGGGGACUGUUACAAGGAUGGUCGGCUCCGACCUGGAGACCAACUCAUUGCCAUCAACAGAGAUUCUCUGGUGGGCAGCACACAUGAGGAGGCCAGAAAAAUAAUUGAAAAAGCCAAAUUCAGACACGAGGGAAGCACAGAAGUGGCCUUUAUCCCUGGGAGGGGACGGUUACACCCUGGCCUGUCAGUGCACAGCAACAGCCCAUCCCCACCUCCAAAGGCUCUGGGGAAUGGCCUGAGCUCCUGCAGGCUGAAGGUCCACGUGAGGUCCCCAGAGAAUAGACGUGAAAAUCCUUUUCCUGUGCCUUCUUUGUCUCCGGACAUUUGCCCACCAGAGCUCACAGUCUCAGCACCUGCUUCAGCUUCUAACUACAAAGCAGCUUCAGGCACCAAACCUAAAGUAGCCCUGGAUCCCCAUAUCCGGCUCAAGGAUGGAAAACUGGAACUGGUUCUGCAGUACCUUGGUCUGGAUGUGACUGAGGAGAAGAAGAGGCAGCUCCGGCAAAGCCUGACCACAGACUCACAGGGGACUGUGGCCUAUGGAGAUGUUCUCCAAGCACUCAGGGAUCUGAUGCAGGAGGAGCUGGACGAGGCUGGUCUGGAUUCCAGCUCUGUGCUCUUCACUCAGCACGAAGUGGCCAAUUUGCUGGAUACAUCAGCUUUUCACUCCCUGACCUUUGACUCUCUCAACUGCAAUGGCAGCGAGGACCUGGAGCAGCUGCAGCUGGAGAUGAGGGAUCUGCGGCACGAAGUCCGCAGGCUGAAGUCUCUCCUGAGAGAAGUGGAGAGCAGCAAGAAGUCGAUGGAGGAUGAGCUUCAGCGGCUGAACCAAAAGGCGCUGGGGUUCCUGUCAGAGAACAGGAGCCUGCACAGCAAACUGCAGAUGGCCGAGGUGGUGCAGAGACAGGCCCACAGCGCCGAGCAGGACUACGAGGAAGUGAUCCACCUGCUGGAGGCUGAAAUUGCAGAACUGAAGAUGCAGCUGGCAGGGAAAAAAGCAAAGCACGUCUCUGAAAUAGAGGAGGACAUCCUGGAGCUGAGGAGGCAGCUGUCCCUGGCUGAUGGCCAGCUACGAAAAUCCGAAGUGUCGCGGAAGCGCCUGGAGAUUUGCAAUAGGAAACUGCUCCUGUUUGUGCAGAACAUUUACAAGGUCCUGAGCACACACAGUCAUUUACCAGAUGAGAAAAGCGUCAACCAUGAAACAGAAGAGGAUAAAACAGAUGCAGUCUCAGACACAUCUCUUCCACCUUCAGAUCUUGUUGACCUUUUGCUAUCAGAAGCUAAAGAGCUGUUAGCACCAAUCCUCUCCAACAAGGACGCUCUGCCAUGGGACAGGGACCAGUGCCUGCCUGCUGAAGGAAUCCCAAAUUACAAGGACCACCUCCAUCAGAAGACUACGUGGCCCCCUCCUGCAGGCCAGACCAAGAGUGACCAACCACAGCCACCAAGCCCCACGGAAUUGCCUAAGAAGCCGACAUAAACAUCCCAUGGCUUGGUGGUGCCCUGAACCAUGACCAUCCAUCCCAAGGGAUGGGAAAGACACCCCCAGGCACCUCAGCUUCCAGGCCAAGCAGACUGAGAACAAGAAUCAUUCUUCCUAACUAUCCAAGACUUUUUCAGCAACCUCCCCUGCGUGUCUACCUCCGAGUUAUCAUACAAGGCUUUUUGCUCAUGGUUUUGCAGCUUUAUAGGAAAAAUAUUCUCAUGAGGCUACAGAGGCCUGGAUUUCUGUGGCAGCCUUUUAGAGCUUGUAUUCUGGGUAGCAUGAAUGUACCUGAGGGACUCAGGGGUCUCCAACAGAUCCCUUUUGGUAUUUCAGAUGAAAAACCAAAGUCUAUUUAGUGACUGUAAUCAAAGCAGCUUAAUCCCUAGUGUCCUAGUUGUCUUGGGAUAGGAAUUUCUCUUUUUAUUCUUUUUGUAUAGCUUAUCCCAGCUGCAGUGCUUGGAGUGGGAAGCAGCAGCUCAGGCAGUUGCUGGCCAGAGGGCAGGAGGCCAGCAGGGUGCUGUGGUCACAGCGUGGACAGCGAGCCCUCCCUGGAACGUGGCAGGACAUAGUGGG